AUGGCGGCAAGCGCCACGGCUCCGGGCUUAGACGCCAGCAUCUCCAGCCUGAACUCUGCAGACAACGACAACUCUGCGACAUCAAGCGCCAAUAUCGACACUCAGCAGUCCAAAUGGACCUCUGCCAACACCUCGGUGACCGCCUCCCCUCACGCCUCACGAGAGGCGUCUCCCACGAGACCAGCACCCAAGACGACCAGGCAUAAUCGCACCGCAACUGGGGGCGCCUCGAGAUCGCGGCAGAACAGCUUGCAAGAACCUAGCCCGUCAAGAGCGCGGUCUGCCGUACCCCCUGCUCCGAUGCGAUCGUCGAUAUCUGCCUCUAGCACACCAGCCCUCCCUCCUCCGUCAACUACGGGCCCAAUUAUUCGCGCGCCAAUCCCACAGAAGCCCUCGCUCGUCACCGAGACAUCUAGGGAUUCCCCCCGAUGGCCAGUCUCUCCACGGCUCAAGUCGCCGCCACCAGCGCUUAACCGUCCUCCGCCAAAUCUGCCUGCGUCAAGGAAGAAUGAAGUCGAGCCACCGGCAGCCGCGUUAGCUGUUCGACGGGCUUCCCCAACCCCUCAGCUGGAUCCGGCUCCGUCCGACACCGAGUCUGAGGAUACUCUUGGCCCCCCAGGCGUGCGAACCCCAUCACGAGGACCUAGUAAUGGAUCGUCUACGCUGGAGACUGUCCAGGAGGUCAGCCAGCCAAACACGCCAGGGCCCGGGACGAGUCUCAAUUCCGCACUGGAGGUCUUAGCAAGGUCCGCAGAGGUCCUCGAGGCGUCGUCAUCACAGCAGUCAACCCAGAACGCGGAAAGCGGAAGUGACAGCGGAGAUCAACGGGCCGCAAAGAGACGGUCCGUAUCGGCUGCGCCUCCGCUGCUUCACAGCAGGCAAUCUAGCACGGCGCUUAAAGUUGGAGCCAAAGGUCAGGCUGGGGAAGGCUCUGGGCAUAUGACAGUGGAGGAGGAGAAAGUCACGGGGCUGCCACAGAUGUCUCUGAAGCCGAGUGAACGCGCCCAAGGAAGUAAUGGAAGUCUUCGAGCAAAACCCAGCACCGAAACUAUCAGGCCAAGAAAGGAGAAGAAGAAGAACCUGCGCAAACCAGCGCCCGUCGUCGCUGGCACAGUUUCUUCAAAGGCCGAUAUUUUCGAGGCAAAGGUCGCCAGCGCGGUCGAGGAAAACGACUCUUCGGAUUCAGAUGAGACUUUUGUCUACGACUCGAACCCGCCUGACGUGACCGACAGGCCCCGCCGCUACCAUCACUCUCGCACACCGAGCGCGACAUCUAUGGCUAGUCAAGCCGACCGCAACGGCCUCAGAUCACUGCACAGUAUGAUGGACAGCAACUCCACAAAUAUCGCGCCCAAGAAGAACAUGAAGUUUGUCAACACGUUCACUGGUAGCGGCACCGAUAGCCCUCUGCUACUCGAUGAUGACGGCAGAGGUACGCGAAGUAGCAAUGCCGGAUCAGCCCGAGGGACAUCGCGUCAUCACCACCACGUUGGGCGCUGGCUAAGAAAUAGCGGAAACCAUACCUCGCUAUUUGACAAUGAGUCACCGUUCCCCGCGACGUCAAGAACCAAAUUCUCGACUAGCGUGCCCAGGCAAUCCACCCUGACUGCCAACAGCAACGGAAACACGGCCAGCACCAGCAGUACCGCUGCUCGUGGAUGGGCCGCUCAGUCUAAACGCCUUCCACGUGUUGGGAGCAUCUACAACAUGGACGACACUCCAGGCGCAGAUGAUGAGCACACCCCUUUGCUCCUUUCCGGAACUGUGCGCUCCGCCCGGUCACGGGGAAACAGGCGCAAUCAUGGUGCUGGAAGGAACAUUGAAUCCCAGACCUAUCGCCAACGACCAAGCUUCCUCAACAGAUUUGCAAGCUGUCUUGUGCUGACAAUCAUGCUACUUCUUGUCAUUACGGGCGCUAUUGGCUUCAUGUUUGCGACUUCUCAGCCCUUGAUGGACCUCGAGAUCAUCAAGAUCGAGAAUGUCCUGGCCAGCGAGCAGGAGCUCAUGAUGGAUAUUCAAGUGCGGGCCCACAAUCCAAAUGUAGUGGUUGUCAUGGUCGACUCGGCCAAUCUCGAGGUUUUUGCAAAGUCGCCACACGCCGGAAAGGACUCUGAGUGGUGGCGUGAUCCCCAUGAUACACUCGGUGCAGACGAUAUGAAGAGCACUGGCGGCAAGGUCAAGCCUCCCGCGCAACCUCCAUCGGACGAGACGGAUCCCAACAUGCGCCUUGGAAAUAUCCACCGUUUCGACAGUCCUUUGACGUUUGAAGGGUCGUUCUUCCGCUCUGGCAUCUCUACGUCUUCUGGAGAGCUUCGCCUCGCUCGCCCUGGCAACACAACCGAACGUGGUUCGGAACGGUGGGAGCGUAUUCUGGAGCACAACUUCACGCUGAUUAUUCAAGGGACGCUCAACUAUCAGCUGCCGCUGAGUUCCAAGCAACGGAGCGUCAUCGUCUCUGGCUCCGCUCGAGUUCUGCCAAACUCGGCAGACCAGCCAGCUCCCACACCGAAUGGCACCGAUAUCGGUUUAUACCGAUAG
This is a messenger RNA of Microdochium trichocladiopsis, 2538 nucleotides long. Its product is annotated as vacuolar segregation subunit 7-domain-containing protein. The coding region runs from base 1 to 2538 and encodes 845 amino acids. Gene Ontology annotation, cellular component: PAS complex; fungal-type vacuole membrane. The record is from RefSeq and is a predicted model, not a curated record. The transcript has 2 exons. Gene Ontology annotation, biological process: protein localization to vacuolar membrane; positive regulation of phosphatidylinositol biosynthetic process; vacuole inheritance. Lineage: Eukaryota; Fungi; Ascomycota; Sordariomycetes; Xylariales; Microdochiaceae.